Parnassius mnemosyne (clouded apollo) is the source of this 2523-nucleotide messenger RNA. The record is from the annotation of a GenBank genome assembly. NCBI's taxonomy places the organism in Eukaryota, Metazoa, Arthropoda, Insecta, Lepidoptera, Papilionidae.
AUGACAUCGAGAAGUAAAAAUGCUGUUCGCAGCUAUGAAACCGAGAUAGAGAAGAGUCGCGAAGAAUCAAAUUGGAAGAAGGUAGUGGACUUAGCCCAACAGCUGAAAUCCAGGUCUCCACAGCACGAAAGCCUUGCCCAUUUCCUCAUUGGUGAGGGAAAACUCGAAGUAUAUUUAGACGAAUGGCCUCCAAUCAAAGAGAACAUUGAAAGAGCCCAACGGGAGCUGUCUGAAGCCCGUGGAUACUUAACCUUGGCUACGGAUGAGGCAGGAAAGAAAGCUGGAGUGGCUCUUGACGCUCAUCUACUGCUUGGAAAGCUAAAUUAUGCUUGUGGGGCUUAUGAUGAAUCACUGAAGCAAUAUAAUCUGGCUGAAUUAAGUACUUUAACAGAAAAGGAGUUACCAGUACGGAGUCUCCGGAUCGUAGCCGAGUCGUAUGCUAUAAAAGGUCUCUGUCUUGAACAGAAUGCGCUACCAGGAUCCACGAGUCGAUUUAAGCAGGCUGAAAGAGAAUCUGAAUUGAUCAGAAGUUUCGAGUUGGCAUCGGAACUGACGCUGCUGUACCUGCAGCGGGCGCAGGCGGCUCGCGCGGGAGUCGUGCUGGAGACCGCGCUGCAGCGGGCGCCGCUGCUGCACAUACGGGCGGGCAGGCUGCAGAGUGCUAUUGACAGGUACCGGGAAAUGUUAACCGCUGUGGAAUCAGUAUCAACGCAAUCUUUACGCCUGACGUUGGCUAGACAACUUGCUGAAGUGCUGAUGAGAGGUGUCACUGGACAGGUGUACAAAGCUCCGGAAGCACUAGUGGUUACACCUCAACAGGGCACUUUGACCAGGCGAAGGGAAGAACAUGUCUCCGAAGGACCUUGGAAGCCUAAAAAAUAUGCCGCAAUUAACCAGUUCGUGCCGCGCAACGAGUACGAGGAGGUAAUGCUGGUGCUGCUGGUGGGCGAGGCGAUGGCGGUGCGCGACGCGGUGCUGUCGCAGAGCGCGGAGUUCGAGGCGGCGCGCGCGCACUCGCUGCGCAACGCGGUCGCGCUCGUCGACCUGCUGGCGCUCGCCGCCGUGCGCUGGGGACAGCUGCCGCUGCUGCUCGAGUCGCUGGAGCGCGCGAUGAAGUUCUCGUUCGGGUGCGCGCACGUGUGGCGCGCGCGGGCACUCGCCGCCGCCGCCGCCGCGCGCCCGCUUGCCGCUUCGAACUCGCCCUCAGGCAGCGGCGCGUACCGCGGGCAGGGCGCGGGCGUGCGCGCGCUGGGCGUGUGCCGGCGCGCCGCCGCGCUGCGCCGCCACGACGCGCCGCUGCGCCUGGUCGCCGCCAGCAACUGCUUCCGCGCCGGCUGGAUAGAGGAAGGUAUAGAGAUGGCGGAUGAAGCGUUGGCGAUAGAAAUUGAGAGAAAUGGUCCAAUGUUAGCACGGUGCUACCUAUACUCCGGCAUUGGGCAUCAGAUGAGAGCGCAGAAAACAAAUUCUCGUAUCGAGAAGGACGCUGCGAACGAUUUGAGCUUAAAGCAAUUGUUAAAGUCAGUGGAACUGGACGACAACGACCACCUGGCCUUCUACCAUCUAGCGUUGCAAUAUAUGUACAUAGGAAUGUUGAAUGAGGCAAUGGAGGCGACGCGCGCUUGCCUACGCGCGCGCGCGGAGUGCGGCGGCGGGCUGCGGCUGUGCGCCGCGCUGUGGGCCUGCGCCGGCGCCGGCCGCCGCGCCGCGCGCGCGCUGCACGCCGCGCGCCUGGCGCGCCACCACUACCCGCACGCCGAGUGGCCGCUCUGGGCGCUCGCCGCGCUGCAGCUCGUCUGGGAGAGUGGCGACGCGGCCCUCGCUACAGGCAAAGAACUACUUAAGCUACUGAACAGUACAGAAGCGGAAUCAGACAUAGAACAGAACGGGUAUGCUGAGCUGGAAGCGUUAUCUGACUCACAACACGACGACACGCAGAGCAAUAGAGAUGCAGUGUCGAUUCGCGCGGAGUCUGCGGGCGCGUUUGUUGCGGAGCGCGCGCUGUCGGACGUGGAGGGCGGCGAGGCGGCGCGCGCGCACGCGCUGUCGCCGCUGCAGCAGCACCGCGCGCACGCCUGGCUGCUGCUCGCCGACCUCUGCCUCAGGCUGGACCGCACGCACGCUGCGGCUGGAUGUGUGUCGGAAGCGGCCGCCCUCACGCCGCACAGCCAUCUCGUGCUCUACACUCGUGGAUUGGUUCACGCGGCAAGUUCGGAGUGGGAGGAGGCGAGACAAUGCUUUCAGAACGCGUUAGCAAUACACCCUACGCACCUAGACAGUAUGGUUCAGCUUGGGUCGGCGUACUACGAGCUGGGCUGGCUGCGGCUGGCGGAGCGCGCGCUGCGCGAGGCGGGCGCGCUGGGCCCGCUGCGCGCCGACACGUGGCGGCGCCUGGCGCUCGUGCUGGGCGCGCUGGGCGAGCCGGCCGCCGCCGCCGACGCCGCCGCCGCCGCGCUGCAGCUGCACCCCGCCGCGCCGCUCGCCGCGCCGCUCGCCGCGCCGCUGGCGCUCGACCUGCCGCUCUGA